AUGGCGGUGUGGCUGUGGUGUGUGCAGGUGCUAAUGGUUCCAUAUGUUCUGCUCAUGUUGAGCAACUGUAGAGAUGAUCUGGUGAAUAAGUGUGGUCGAUGUGUGCUGAGGCGGUGUGCUGUGUGUGCGCAGGUGGCUUGUGGUUUCGCACACCCUGCGCCUGGAAGACGUCGGAGCGCAAAUCAUGGAGGUGCGAGGCUCUCGGAACGCUCAUUCUGCGGCAAGGUGCAGAGCAACGACUUCGGCAACUACAGCUGCGUCGCCGACAACAACCUGGGCAAGGCCCGACAGCACUUGCAGCUCUCGGGAGUGCCCAACACGGCGGAGUUUGGCAGCAACCCCCUGGGCCGCUACACCGAGCGCUACAACCUCACGUGGUCCGUGGUGAGCUUCUCGCCCAUCGAGGAGUUCAAGCUCAUGUACCGCAAGCUGCCCCGCCAACCCCCGCACGGGGAGAAGCUGCAGUCCCAGCCGCAGAGCAACCCCAAGAGGGCGGGACGGAAGCGCGUGCGCUUGCUGUUAAGGGCACGAGACCGGUUCUUGUGGCGCUGGGGAUAUAUGUCAGUUGCUCUGUCGCUGAUUUUGAAUGAUCGCCUAGUUGUAUUGAGUGGCUGUGCUGUGUGCGGUUGCUGUAAGCGCUUGCGCUUUGCUGUUAAGCGACAACGAGACGUCGUGGCGCUGGGCUAUACAUAGUUGCCCUACUCCGCGAUCUCACCUGAACCCGAGGUGCUGGCAGAGCCCGAAGUGCGCGACAUGGAGGUGAUCGCCCAGGGCAAAGUGGGCGGGGUCAACGGGGCGGCCACCGCCUCCGCAGCCGCCCCCGCCGCCGCGCUGCUCGCCCUCGCCCUCGCCACCGCCUCCACCCUCCUGCUGCUCCCCACCGCCGCCGCCACCACCGCCUCCGCCGCCACGCUGUUCGGCGCCAGGUGAGCAGGUGAGUCACACAACUGAUAUUUAUACCACGAGAGAUACCACGAGAUAUCUGGAAAUUAUCGAUAAACCCCCGACUCACGGACAAGGAGGGGAUUAAUCUGAGGUUUUCCAAAUCACAAGUGGUAUUCAAUUAUUCGAUUAUUCCACGAAUUAAAU
This is a messenger RNA of Gryllus bimaculatus (two-spotted cricket), 1089 nucleotides long. The record is from the annotation of a GenBank genome assembly. NCBI's taxonomy places the organism in Eukaryota, Metazoa, Arthropoda, Insecta, Orthoptera, Gryllidae.